GACGCACGGUGUUCUGAACAACGGCUGGUGGUGACAUUUUAAAGAAGUAGAACAAGGUAGAGGGAGGAGGAGGAGGCGUUAAAUAAAUCGGGCUGUAAUCUGGUGUUUAGUCUUGCUGUAUGUAUGGCCUGUGAAAUAAUAUGUUAAUGAAGGUGGGAACGUAAAAAAAAGUUCAUUUUAUUUCCAGGCUUGCCCCUGUGACGGAUUUUAUCAACGUUCCCUGCCCCCUAAGCCCCAUUAUUCCCCUGUGCUCUAUGAUCUGACCAGGGAGGGUCCGGCAACCGACUGACAUGAAGAUGGCUGAUGCGGAGAAGGCGGAAGAGCUUGUGAAUUCCAAGACCCCUCCAGAAACCCCUUUGGAAGUUGCAGCAGGAGACGAGACCCUGAAAACAGAGACCUCCCCCUCGGAGAAAGGAGACAGUCCCCUCCAGACUGACCCAGGUCUUCUUUCCUCCAUGCCUUGCCUUCUAAUGGAGCUUCGACGGGACUCUCCUGAGUCACAGCAGGCCUCCACGGAGAGUGAGAAACAGACGCCCAGCCGGACCUACGAGAGUGACUCCUCCAACCACUGCAUGCUGUCGCCAUCCUCCAGUGGCCACCUUGCUGACUCGGACACACUGUCCUCUGCUGAAGAGAACGGGGCACCCCGAGCAGGGGCUUCCGGUGCCGCAGAAGGUGGGGACUCCAACUCUGGGGCCGUGGGGAUGGUAGUGGCAGGCGGUAGGAAAUCGAGGCGUUCGCGGUCUGAGAGUGAAAUGUCUUCCACAACCUCCAUGGCUGCUAAGAAGAACCGCUGGCAGGUGACGGGUGCAGAUAAACAGAAUGGCCGGCUAGCCAAGGUCAAGGGCCACCGGAGCCAAAAGCACAAGGAGCGUAUACGACUGCUGAGACAGAAGAGGGAGGCAGCCGCCCGGAAAAAGUACAACCUGCUGCAGGACAGCAGUACCAGUGACAGCGACCUGACCUGCGACUCCAGCACCAGUUCCUCCGAUGACGACAAAGAGGUGUCAGGAAACGGCAAGACAAUCACAGGCAACAUCCCAGCUGGCUUCAGUCGCGCCGAAGGUUCUGCAGGAGUGACCGGUCAAAUUCAGGGACUGCUAGACAGCGGCACUUCAUGGGACCGGAACUGCAUUGGCAACGUCUUGGAAGAAGCCAUGAACCGUUUUGCGGUGAUGCAGCGGCAGACAGAGGAGAGGUUUCGUGUGUGGAUGGACAAACUGACUCGACUAGACACCGAUGAUGAGACUAAGCCACGCUCUGAACCCACAGAGCCCCAAAUCCAAAUGAUCGGCCAAAGGGUGCCGCCCACCACCCAGUCCAAUGCGUGCAUGCAAAUGUCCGGCAGCCAUUUGCACUCGCAAGCUUAUACGCCAUAUGUAGUGAGCCACCAAAACAUCGACUCUGAAUCCUUCCAGAUCCCAUUCAACAACAACCACCCUCCUACCAGCUUUUCAGAAAAUGGAAACCCUGCUAGUCAAGAUUUGGAUCACUCGAGCAUUUAAGAACUGUGUCUUUAGGCCUGGAAAGUAUAUAACUUUUAAAUAUUAAUUUCUUUUUGUUUUCUUAUUAUUAAACUCUGGCCAAACUACUGUAAAAUGUGAAUGUUAAAAUAAAAUGAAACAGGCCCUUGUAAUGAGGUUGAGUUCUAAUAGGCUGGAAACAUGACCAUCCCCACACUCCUAUUAAUGGACUUAAAGCACUAAUUCUGCAUGAUCUAGUGUGCUUUGUUUUACUGGGGUUUCUAGUCUAGGAGGCUGUCAUAAUGUGAUGUUAAGACUCAGGUUUUUACAAUGGUGUCAUGAAAACUUCCAGAAUUUUAAACUGGCCACUACAUAACUGUGAAACCAUCUAAAAUAAAAGAGAAAUGUAACCUUCAAGAUGGUGGCCUGACCUUCAGACUUAAUUUUUUAUUUAUUUUUUCUCAUAGAACCUUCCAACUUCAAUUUAGUUGUUGAGGUCUACAUUUAAUCCAAUGCAACCCCAGACUGUGCAAAAUCAUUACCUUUUUGGUCUGCAGCCUUAUUGCUACAGUAUGCACUGGAAUAUUAUAUACGAAAGCUGCUCGGCCGAGCCUUUGACACUGUCAUGCCCGCCCCAGAGGGUACAAAAGGACUGCAUGCACAGAUCUCGGCACCAUUUUUCCUUUCAAGAACUGACCGGGGAGCCUGGUAUUAGAUAAGUACUUCUUGCUUAUAUGUGUAUAAUUUGCUCAUAUCGUGUUUUACAUAAUUUAUACAAUAUAACAUUUGCGUUGUGAUAGUUAUUCUUUUUUUUUUUUUUUUUUUUUUUUUAAAUUAAUUACGCAUAUAUUGUGCACUACAGCCUGUUUGUUAUUUCCCGCAGUGGUCUUGUGCCCCGCGUGAAGCCAGUGGCUUGAUUCGCUCCUUCCCAGGGAUCAAGCAACAUAAGUCGGCUGACUUGUGCUCUCCUCACAGGCUGCUUAGUUCUAUCUUGUUCAAUUAAAAAUCUUGUAUUAAGUUAUGAGACAUUUAUUUUCUGAACCUUUGGACCUGUACUGGUACCGAGGUCACUGACCUGCUCCAUUCCCAACCCGUUGGCAAACCGGGACCGCAGUUACUGCACCGUACCGACCCGGUGCUACAGUCACAAACCGGUACUGUACCGACCCCGUACCGUUGCGCUACCGACCGGUGCUUACACCCCCGGUCCAGUACAAAAAACGGUUUUGUUCGGAUCUUGACCCGGCCCGUUGCUGUCUAUAAGCAGACUGAGACAGCACCUGCAGUUUGUUUACUGUACACUGCAUUGCUACUUGCAUCAUGCCUGGGUUUUAUCACAGCGACACACAUGCAAGGACAAUCUGCCUGUUGAAGACAAGCACGGCAGAGCACGUCAGGGAGGCACUGACUAACCGCAGUUUCUGUGAGGUUUGUGCAUCAUUCUCCAAGCGCACGCUGGAGAAAUGUCUCUCCCGCGGCUGUGCAGGUGGGCAAACAAGAGCUGGUGUUCCCGUCUGAGGGUGUGGAGUCCGACAGUACAUCCCCUGUGGUCAAUCUCUCACUGUCGGCAGAGCUUCUACCGCUGAUCAAGAGGGCCAAUGGAGUCUUGCAAGUGCCCUGUACUAUUAUUAUUUUUAUUAUUUAUAAUAAUAGACCCCCUCCAGUUAGAGAAAGAGUUCUACUCCAGGUACUUCCUAGUGCCCAAGUGGGAUAGUGGCCUCAGACCAAUCCUUGACCGCAGACAGGUCAACCUGUAUUUGAGGCAAAGGAGUUCAAAAUGUUGACAAAGCAACAGCUAUUUCAGUCAAUCAGGCCAGGCGACUGGUUCACCACGGUGGACCUCAAAGGCACCUAUUUCCACAUCCCCAUAACACCAGCGCACAGGAAGUACCUGUGGUUCGCCUUUCAGGUAAACGCGUACAAGUUCUGUGUCUUGCCAUUUGGCCUCUCUCUAGCUCCCUGUGCCAUCUCGAAGUGCAUGGAAGCUAUCCUGGCCCCACUGAGACUCAAAGGCAUCAGAGUGCUCAAUUAUUUGGACAAUGGCUAAUUUGUGCCCAGUCUCCAGCACAGGCAGAGGCCUACACGGAACUUGUCACUGGCCACUUUGAAAGGUUGGGUCUUGCAGUGAAUCUUGUGAAGAGCCAGCUCAUAUCUUCUCAGACAGCCUCCUAUCUAGGAGUGUCCAGUCUGUCGGACGUUAGCGUGCAGAGAAUAGCCACCUUAGAGCACUUUCAGCUCAACAGAGCACUCACAGUAGUGACGUUCCAGCGACUUCUGGGCCAUGUCAAAAAUUAAUCUGUCUCCCCAGGAGCUCACUUCCUGGCGGGGCAUCUUUGACAUGGUGUCUGCCUUCGACCCCACGACCUGACCCAUGGCAGUUAUACUGCAAUUUUGCAUGACCUUUUUGACGGGGGAAAUCCCCUUCCACAUUAAAGGUCUAUCUGGCAGCCAUUUCGGCUUGCCAUGUCAAAAAUGACUGUCUCCCCAGGAGCUCACUUCUGCCGCCUAUGAAGGAUAUUGUUUACAGUCACCUCUUCAAAACGGGUGAGAGAUGAGGUUAUUCUCAAUUUUUGCAGAAGCUAGGACAAAGGUUCCGUACCAAGCCUACUUUUUUGAAUUGGAGGCUUUCCAUCCACCUCCUUUUCAGUCUGACAGAGAGCAGCAGCUCCAUACGCUUUGUCCAGUGCAGGCCCUAACAUAUUGUGGUUACAAGAUGACAAGUUGGAGGCAGUCAGAACAAUUUUUUGUUGCUGUGGGGUGAAGUCCUAUGGUCAAGCCCUGUCUAAACAGAGGCUGUGCAAAUGGAUAGCAGAUAGUCAGAACUUCCUAUGAGUGAGCCAACUUGUCCCCUCCACAAAAGCUCACUGCCCAUUCCACCAGGGGCAUGGCAACCGCAUGGGCUUUAUUCCAGGGUGCAUCUGUCAGACAUAUGCAAUGCAUCCUUGUGGUCUACUUCCCAUACCUUCACCAGGUUCUACAGACUGAAUGUCAUGGAUCCUAAAAACCCUGGCUUCCGAGUCAGCCCUUACAAUACAGGCAUAGAGGUGAGUUUUUUAGCCAUAGUACUUGUUAAUGGGAUUCUGUAACGCACAAGGCAGUCUCAGCUUAACCUUGUAGCAUUCUGGUCGUAAAGCAAUCAUGCCCUUGUGACAGCUUGGGUAUACUGACCUUUUUGGUAAUAGUUACAUUUCGUACUUGAAAGGGAACAUUAGGUUAUUAUCAUAACCCUUGUUUCCCUGAAAUAGAAAUGUAACCAUUUACCUUCAAGUUCGCUGUGUCCAUGAUUGCAGCAGGCUUGAAGGAACAAUUACGUCGAUCUGUGUGCGAAGUCCUUUUGUAUCCUCAGAGGCAGGCAUGACUGCAUCACAGGCUGGGCCGAGCAGCUUUGGUAUAUAAUAAUCAGGUUUCGGGAACCAGGGUUAUGAUGAUAACCUAACGAAUUCUAGUGUGCAUGCAUUAUGUGACAAUUUCCUGGUUUGCAAGCUCCUGGUCAGCUCAACUCUAAAGCUGUCCAUGUUAUUAGAAAACAAAUCAAAUCACGCCUUGACUUGAUGAUUACUGACUUGCAUGUUAUUAUGAUUUUAUAGCUGGUAGUCUGACAUUCUAGUGUACUGCUAAUGUAAAUAAAGAGGAAAAACUGUAGGUUAUACAGCAAGUUUGAUCAGAGUAUGAAGUAUUGUGUGAAAUAACAAAUAGGAGUUUAUUUUGUGGGGCUACCAAAGGACAAACUUUUAAUUGGUAGUAAAGAAAAUAGUGUAAAUUUAACAUGAUGGAAACUGGUAUGUUUGCAUAGAAAUCAGUGUGAGAUUCGCAUUUUUUCUACCAAAUUAUCAUAGCAAUACAAGCAAAUCUGUAUAUUAAGGCAUGCAGGUUCAAUAAGGCAUGGCUAAAAAAGUAAUAUAAAUAGUUUAAGUGGUAUUCAGUGACAUUUUCUAGAACAGGGUACCGAGUGUGCUACAUCCAAAGCAUGCCCUGAAAUUGUAAAAAUCUAGAUUAAACAUGAAUAGACACAUUUUCUAAUAGAUAAUUCAACUUUUUUUUGUUAUUGUGGUUUUUUUUUGUUGGUUUUUUUUUACGUUUUGAAGCUGCUAUUGAAAGAAACUGCUGUUCAUCUUUUGCACAAAUUUCUAGUAACAGAAUUUGACAGGGCUUUGAAAAAUGUGAUUAAUAUUACUCCAUUAUGCUUUCAUACAAGGGGGUGGGUCUGAGCUACAAAAUUGUUUGUUUUCCCAGAGCUUUACGAAAGGGAUGCUUUUUUUCUAUCAUAAACAAAAGACAAAAAUAUGGAUUUCUUCAUGUUAAAGACUAGUUUUGGAGAAAGAGGUUCUGUUUGCAUAGCAAAUGUAUAUCAUUCAAAUUGCCUCAAAGUAUUUGGUGAUAUGUAUCUUCUAAAGCAUUUUUAUAAGAUCCACUAACUUUAUGUUUAAGUUUAAAUUAUAAAACUAGUCCUUUUAAAAAUGUGUGUUAGUGUGUUACGGUGCCAUAUUUUUUUUUACUCUUGUUUUUGACUAUGCUUUUAAAUUCUGUAGUUAAUGGGAAGUGUGUCCGUUUACUUCUCAUGCUCACUCCUCCUAUAGUGAAAAUGUAAUUUUUUUUUUUGUUAUUUUGCAAAGUGACAUUUGUUAAACCUUGUACAUUUGCUGUAAAAUUAACCUAACAAAUACAUUUUCAAAAUGUACAGUGUUUCCUUGUAAUAUUUGAAAAUAAAAGUGCAGUUUGCUUUGGGUAAAGAUAUGUGUUUCAAUACAGUAGAUGGCCUAGGUUACAGAAAAUUUGGGCAACUUGGACAAUUACUGGAGAAAUGUCAAUUUUUAUGGGGUUGCUUUCAUCAUUCUUCCAACCUUGUUUAAAAAGACAGGCUGCAUAUUACAACUUGUUUACUUGUAUUAUUAUUAUUAUUAUUAUUAUUAUUAUUAUUAUUAUUAUUAUUAUUAUUAUUAUUAUUAUUAUUUCUUUCUUUCUUUCUUUCUUUCUUUCUUUCUUUCUUUCUUUCUUUCUUUCUUUCUUUCUUUCUUUCUUAGCAGACGCCCUUGUCCAGGGCAACUUAAAAUGUUUACAAAAUUUCACAGUACAAAAUAUCACUUUACAGAAUAUCAUAAUACAGAUAAGAGCAGUUAUGAAAGUACAAUAAGAGCUAAUCUAAGUAAGAGCAACAUAAAUAAUACAUUAUUAUGGUUUCUGGUAUACCUUUGCAAUGUCAAUUUGUAGUAUCUUUGAUUGCAUGAUAUUAAAUAAAAUAUCAAUUAUGUUCAUAUAGGUUUUUUUGUCUCAAUCCUAAAAUUCUCGGUGAUGCUAAAAUUCUGGCCAUAGCUGUAGACUAAAAUAGUUAUUUUUUAUAUCUGUAUGAUCGUGUCAUUGUCUCUCCCCCCCCCCCCCCCCCCAAAAAAAAGAAAAAAAAAACAUUAAUCUAAAUCAGAGGUUCCCAAACUUUUGAUUGCAGCGUACCCCCCUUCCAGACCUAUCAACUGUCUGCAUACCCCUAGCAUACAGAUUUAUAUUUUCAUGUUGUUUUUAAUAUAUGCAUUCAUAAUACACAGAUUUAUACACAUACACAAUAAUAUACUUACAAUUGAAAUGACUAUAAUAAUAUAAUUACGGCUACUGAUUUUAGGGUUUAACCGAUAAAACAUCCCUUAUACAAAAAAAAAAAAAAAAAUCUGUGUAUAAUGAACACCAGAAAAACACGGAAAUAUACUCAAUUCACAUAACUCAGAAACCUAAUACAUAAAAAAACAAAAACAAACUACCUUUCCCUAACUUGUAUUGAUUAGUUCUGAAUACUUUCUCGACUGGAGGCUUGUUCGUGUGAUUUAAAGCUGUAUCACAGUUAAGAUACGUAGGAUUUAAAACAGAAUUGCAAAUUGUGGCGAAAUGUAAAAAAAAUGCCUAAACACAAAAAAUCCCAGAAGAAUGUGUCCGUGACCACAGAGAUUUCGUUGUGGAAGACAACAAAGGAAAGAAGGUACAAAGUGUGGUACUGUACAGUUACUACUUUGUGACAGAAAAAAAAAAAACAAGCAUUUUGUAAAGUACAGUAACAGAAAACAAUAAUUUCAUACAGUACAUAAAAAUCGAAAGCUCUGAAAAAACGAUUUACAUAAAAAUCGAAAAUAGCUCAUAAUAAGCACCAAAAAAAUGUAAUUAAUAAAAAACUAAAAACAGACGUCAUAAAUAUAAUACAUUUAAUUCGCGUUGUACAGUUAUUGGUGGUGAGAGUUCUGUACGUCACUGUCCCUGUGUAUCUUUGUUCUCAUUGUUACCACUUAGAGGUUUGCAAUAAACGAGCACACCACAGCGUUGAUCCCAAGUGUCCCGCUGCUGCGAGAUUGUCUUGCACGGCUCUCUGUUUGUUUCUCCAUUUCACGGCAGAAAUUAAAAGGAAUUUCCAAUGUGUUUUAAAGUUUUGUGUGAGUAUGACAAGUCUUAUGAAAAUGCAAAAAAAAAAAAAAAAAACUAAAAGAAAAAUGUUCGCCAUUACACAAUUUGUCACGCAUACCCCCUAAACACGUCUCGCGUACCCCUGGGGGUACGCGUACCCCAGUUUGGGAACCUCUGAUCUAAAUUAACUGUAAGGAAUUGUAUUUUAAUGUAAUUUUAUUUCAGAACGCUCCAUUUAAAAAGUGUACUGUAGUUCAGUAACCUGUGGGUUUUUGGAUUAACCGUACACCAAUGAUGGCAUGUUAAUACAGUAUUGGUGUCAUAUAAUUUCCUUUCAUCUUUAUUGCUGCCUUUGUAUAUCAUAGUUCUGUUUUAAAUUAUUUUAUUUUUUAAAUGCAUUUGUAACAACAAAUUUGAAACAUGUCAGUGCUAUACACUUUUUUUAUAUUAUGUGAUUACUGAGAAAGUAAGUGCAUAGGGGAUUUAUAGAAGCUGGUGUGUUUUGCUAAUGAGUGGGGGUUAUUUGUAGCAUGCUCCAAAUUGAAAGCAUGGCUGGUUGCAGAUGUCCGAUGUAUUUAUAGUCUGUGAUGCUGCAUACUUGGCUAUUUUUUAUUUUUUUUCUGGGUGUCAUUAAUAUUUAUUGAAAUGUAGAUAUGUAACCCUGACAAAGAAUAUUGGUACAUUUUAAAUUGUAAGCAAAGAUGAUUUAAAGUGCAGAAGCUACGAAAGUGAAGCUACAAAGAGCAUUUAAGAUGGCUUUUUCUACUGAUGAAGAAUUGAAGUAGUUUCCGAGCACAAGUAUUUUAAUGGGUAGGUGACCAGAGUAUUAAUCUGCAUGAUUUUAUAUUAAUCAGAUGUAUGUUUGUGCAUGGUGAUUAUCAUAUCACUACGUGUUUAGUACAAUGCUAAAUUUUCAAUGUUUUUAGGCUGUUUUUUCUACUAACCAUUUUGAAAAACACAUUUCUGAGAUUCAAUAUUUGACGUUAACUAUUCCAGUAAUAUAACAGUUGCAAUAUUGUACUUUGCUCUCAAGUUAUGUCUUCUGAACUAAAGCCAGAUCCAAAAGUGUUUCUGCAGUGACAUGGCUUUGCUUUGGCUAUGUUACAAUAAAGUACAUUUUCAUUAGUUUUAGCUGACAUUUCAUAAAUCAUUUCACUUUGCAGCAUAAUUAUCGACAAAUGAUGCAGAAUUCUGCUUUGUUUUAAUAAGAAAUGAUAAUGAAUAAAGCAUGAAACAGUAAAAUGUUGGCUGUUUGAUAAAAUGUGUUCUUUAAAUAAGAGUGACUAUCUUGUUGAAUAUAUUUUUUUUUUAUAGGCUACCUAUCUGUUUUCUUUAUGUGUUUUUCAUAUGUGAUAGCACUGGAUUCCCAACAAAAUGUGCCAAACCACAAAUCCAUUUGUUCAAGAGACCAGGGUUGAGUUUAGAUAACUUUUUUUUUUUUUUUAAUUAAAUGUCAGACUGCAUAGCAAAAAAGCCUUGAAAUUUGCUUUAAACUAAUUUACUGCUGUAAUUACAUAAUAUCACAGGAGACAAACUAAAAUCUUGGACUAAUUCUGGAAAUGAUUGAAUAAGAUGUAGAAUACUCUCAUUACCCUGGUAGAACCUGGGUUUCUUUAACCUUAAACACUCAAUAUGUGAAAUACUGUAUACAGUAACCAGUACACACUUGUGUAUGCAUGAGCUUACACAGUAUGUGUGUACAGUUUAGUCUAGAUAAACCACAUGAGCUUGUAUGCAAGACUAUUGAAUGAGAGGAAAAGAUACAGCAGAAGUGAAAAUACAUUAGUACCCCAUCUAAUGUACAAUACUUGUAUAUGAACUUUUAUUCUUUUGAUAUUGUUCACUAUUCCAACUUCCCAGUUACGCUAAUGAAUAACCCUCUAGAACCUCACGUCUUGCACUCAUCUUCAGCAACUGGGUCGCUUAUUUUGAUGAUGAACAUGGACACAUGGGCCAAUGCAGUAUAUGAAGCCACAGGAGGAAUUGUCAUAAGUUUCCACUGAAGAUGACAAUACCUAGGGAGAGGGUCGAACUUUCAGUAGUAUACAAACAGAUUUAACCAUAGCAGUGUUAUUUUCUGUGUUGGAAAAGCCAGUGUUUUACAAUCCUGUUAGAACAGAGCAAGUAUAACCUAUAUACUGUAGGUCCAGUAAUACAGACGUGCUCAAAUUUGUUGGUACCCUUACAGCUCAUUGAAAUAAUGCUUCAUUCCUCCUGAAAGGCAAUGAAAUUAAAAGCUAUUUUAUCAUGUAUACUUGCAUGCCUUUGGUAUGUCAUAGAAUAAAGCAAAGAAACUGUGAAAAGAGAUGAAUUAUUGCUUAUUCUACAAAGAUAUUCUAAAAUGGCCUGGACACAUUUGUUGGUACCCCUUAGAAAAGAUAAUAAAUAAUUGGAUUAUAGUGAUAUUUCAAACUAAUUCGUUUCUUUAAUUAGUAUCACACAUGUCUCCAAUCUUGUAAUCAGUCAUUCAGCCUAUUUAAAUGGAGAAAAGUAGUCACUGUGCUGUUUGGUAUCAUUGUGUGCACCACACUGAACAUGGACCAGAGAAAGCAAAGGAGAGAGUUGUCUGAGGAGAUCAGAAAGAAAAUAAUAGACAAGCAUGGUAAAGGUAAAGGCUACAAGAC
Acipenser ruthenus (sterlet) is the source of this 10465-nucleotide messenger RNA. RefSeq names its product protein ARK2N-like. Gene Ontology annotation, molecular function: ubiquitin protein ligase activity. Lineage: Eukaryota; Metazoa; Chordata; Actinopteri; Acipenseriformes; Acipenseridae. Gene Ontology annotation, biological process: ubiquitin-dependent protein catabolic process. The transcript has 3 exons. Bases 291 to 1505 code for a protein of 404 amino acids. The record is from RefSeq and is a predicted model, not a curated record.